UUCAAAUGUAGAGCAAAAAUUUAAUGUAUACGUAUUUUCACAUACGAAAAAUCAUUGACAAAUUGUGCUUAGUUUCGUUCGAUAUUGAUAUUGUGUGCAACAGGACACUAAUCAUCAAAAUCGGAUAACGCGUUACAGAGAUACAGCUGUUCAAAGAUUUGGAGCCUGUUUAAAGUCUAUUUCAACAUAAAUAUUUAGUCCAUAAAAUAUUAUGUUAUAUAUAUAAAAAUGCCUUUAGCAUCAGAAAACAUUCAGUAUUCAGAAAAAUAUUUUGACAAUGUAUAUGAAUAUAGGCAUGUUAUUUUACCAAUUGAUUUAGCUAAAAAUGUCCCUAAAACCCAUUUGAUGAGUGAAACUGAAUGGAGGAAUUUAGGAGUUCAACAGUCUCCUCAAUGGGUACAUUAUAUGAUACAUAGUCCAGAACCAAACAUAAUUCUGUUCAGAAGAUUCAGGAACAAUACAGGAUAAAAUCAAAUUAGUUUUUUAGAUUAAUUUUUAAAUUUAUUAAUAUAUAGAGAUUAAAAAAAUUGUAAUAAAAAUGUAUAAUUUUUUAAAUAGAGUUAUCAAAUGUAAUCAUAUAUAAUUAUUUAAUGUCUAUAAUAUUUCAAAAGUAUCAUAGCAUAGUUUAAAAAAUAUUUUUUAAAAACUUACCUUUAAUUAUAUUAUAAGUGCAUAAAAUUUCAGAGGUAGGAAACAAAUAAUUUAUUUUAUUUACGAAAUUUAGUUAUUAAAUAAUUAUAAUUAAAACAUUUUUCAUUUUUUUUACUAGUUGAUUUGGUAAUGUGUACAAAUGACCGUAAAUCUGUCUAUGUUCAUUUUUCCAUCAAUCUGCAAAAUAAAAUUUAAGUUAUAAUUAAAGUACUUAAGACCGCUCCAAAUGAUAAUAAAGUCCAUAAAUUUUGAAAAUAAAUUAUGGGUUAUUAAAUAAAUAUAGAAAUAAAUUAUAAAUAAAUUAAUAAUACAGAAAAUAAAUUAGGGAUGUUUUGGUCAAAAUAAAAAAAAUUAAUCCUUUUUUUUAUACAAACUGACAAAAUUUCAACAAUUUAUGACCGUCUAUCGUGUGGCACCCCCUACAGUGAUUUUCAACUUUGAUUCAAAGUUUCUCGAAUUUUUGAAAUAAAAAUUUGAAAUGAUUUCAUCGCAAAAUACACUUUAAAUACGACACAAUUAUUUUUUUUGUUUCUGAUACGUC
Messenger RNA from Culicoides brevitarsis, 1192 nucleotides. Its product is annotated as cyclin-dependent kinases regulatory subunit-like. The coding region runs from base 229 to 468 and encodes 79 amino acids. Gene Ontology annotation, molecular function: protein kinase binding; ubiquitin binding; histone binding. Gene Ontology annotation, biological process: regulation of mitotic cell cycle. The record is from RefSeq and is a predicted model, not a curated record. The transcript has 4 exons. Lineage: Eukaryota; Metazoa; Arthropoda; Insecta; Diptera; Ceratopogonidae. Gene Ontology annotation, cellular component: SCF ubiquitin ligase complex; cyclin-dependent protein kinase holoenzyme complex.